UGUGGUGUUGUGCUGUGUCGUGUUAUGGUAUUUGUCCUGUAUGGGCUGUGCGGGGAGUUGUGCGUUGGGAGGACCAGCAACUGGACAUACUAAAAGGACAAUGCAUCUGACUGAGCCCUCUGCAGGUGAGCGGCAUGUGUUCCAAGAGAAGGCACUGAGGAAAAAGAGGCUUUGUGCAGGCUGUAACGAGCCCGUCCUAACCCAAGGGAGUGUCUGCAGAGUUUGCAAGAUCAUCAGUCACAAGAAAUGUGAGGGAAAGGUUACAUCCGGUUGCUCUUCACCACCUCCACCUGACAUGAGACGAAGGACCGCUCCAGGACCUAGCAUCCAGCAUAUGGGUUCCACAAAAUCAAUCAACAUAAAACAGCGGAGUUCCCUUCCAAGGAGCUUCAGCCUGGACCAUGUGAUUCAACGUAGCUAUGACUUGGACCUCACAUACAUCACGGAACGUAUCAUCAGCGUCUUCUUUCCCACCAGCGUAGAGGAGAAGCGCUACCACAACAAUCUACGAGAGGUGGCUAGUAUGCUGAGAUCCAAGCAUGAGGAUAAAUAUCUGCUUUUUAACUUAUCGAGGAAGAGACAUGACAUUACAAGGCUCAAUCCCAAGGUGCAGGACUUUUUCUGGCCGGAUUGCCAUGCCCCUCCACUGGACGUUAUCUGUUCCAUUUGUAAGGCUAUGGAGGCCUGGCUGAACUCCGACCCACAGCAUGUAGUAGUUCUGCACUGCCAGGGGAAUCAAGGGAAAACUGGUGUCGUCAUUGCAUCCUACAUGCAUUAUAGCAAAGUCUCUGCAAGCGUGGACCAGGCUCUCAGCACUCUUGCUAUGAGAAAAUUUUGUGAAGAUAAGGUCUCAGUCUCCUUGCAUCCGUCCCAACGCAGGUAUAUCAAUUAUUUUGGAGGAUUGCUGUCUGGAAAUAUAAAGAUUAGCAGUGACAUGCUGUCCCUGCAGUGCGUUCUGCUACCUGUUAUUCCUGCAUUGCAGACAGAAGGAGGAUUUUGCCCCUUUUUAAAGAUUUACCAGUCCAUGCAGCUUGUGUACACAUCUGGCAUCUACUUCAGUCUUGGUGAUGCGACAAAUCAGAGACGUCCGCUCUGCAUCAACUUGGAACCAGCGCUGCUUUUGAAAGGAGACAUUAUGGUGAAAUGUUAUCACAAGCGCUGCCAGCCUAACGAGAGGGAAGUCGUUUUCAGACUCCAGUUCCACACCUGCACCAUUCACAACUCACACCUGUGCUUCAGUAAAGACCAGCUGGAUUGUGCCUGCACAGAUGACCGAUUCCCAGAGAGUGCCACAGUGGAGUUUAUAUUUGGAAAUGAAAAAACAAAAGGACGCGAGGAAUUCCAUAAUGAUCCUGCAGUUUCAGUAGAUUAUGACAUCACCGACCCACUCGUGCGUUUUGACUCCUAUGAGAACCUCAACGCUCACCAUGAAGACAGCCUGGAGGAUCUAAGUCACACUCGAGGUCCAUUAGAUGGCAGUCUGUAUGCCCGGGUGAAAAAGAAGAGUACUCCAUUAGCAUCGAAUAAUGGAAGCCCUGAACAUCAUGGGCGUCUCUUGUCUGUCAGCAGUGACUCUGGACACUCCUCUGCUCCAACGGAGAGACUGGAAGAAACUCCCCAAAAACCACUGCCUACGCCAGCUGAACGAGAAGAUCUAGAGAGACUCUUGGGUGGGUUUGGAGUUGCAGUAAAACAGGAUGGGGAGUCUCAGUACUCCCAGGUAAGGAAAAAUGAUGAAGUGGGAAUGCAAAAUGGAAAUCAGAGAAACAAAAUGAAUGCGAAACCACAAGACUUACAGCAUAUUGGUUUACGUGAAGGGGCAAACCAAAACAUUCAAACAAAGAUUAAUGGAGAUGUAAGGCCUUUAUAUUCAUCAGGGUGGCCAGGAGCAGGAGAUGAUGGAACAUCUCAAAAUUUGCCAUUAAUGUCUUCAUCCUGGGAAGGACAGAGAGAGGUACCCUGUGAAAAUCAAUGGGGUAAUCAGAGAGACCGUGAGAUAGCUAUUAUGGAGGAAGAGAUGGGGCAGUUUGGAGGACUUGCUGUCUUUCAAGAAAGAAGGCCUGUCCUGUCUAGACACUGUUCUUGCAGGUUGGGAUAUGCCCCUGGCAAUAUUGAGGGGCCACCAAGUAGAUCUUACUUCAGGACAGAGGGCAUAUUGGAACCCAGAGGAGCUCCAGGCCCUGCAGCAGUACUUCAAGCUGCCCACUAUCCAGGUAUUUAUAGCGAACAAGAAAGGAGAAGACUUUACCGUUCACUCUCUGAGGGGCCUCAACAUUAUCCAACCCAGACACAGAGCCCACCAAAGCGAGGAAGUUUGAGAGAUACACGACCAUACCUGUGCCAAGGGCCUCCUUCUGAACCUGUUUUGUUCCCUCUAUGUCCAUGUUCUCAUUGUCAGAGUUCAGCUUGCUAUCCUGCACCCAACAUAUGGCCUCUGGAGGAGGCCAAGAUUCCUCCAAUGCAACCAUUUCAUCGUGGAGAACAUCAAUUACAUUUAAAUCCAUCUUACAACCGAGGUGUGCAACUCAAUCAUGACAUUCCCCCAUUUCAAAUGCCCCAGUCUAAAAUGCAUUAUGGGUACCCAACACCACAUGGAGAGGAUACAUUAAGUUAUAAUCAAUUCACAGAAGGUGGUUAUGGACAUAAUUACCCUAAUUUUCUGCACCCUACCUACCUUCCUACCCACUGUCCAAGUGGUUAUGGUUCUCCGUCAUUUCCAUCCUGUGUGUCUCCAUACAAUCCUCCUGAAGAUCAGGCUCCACCUUCAAGCUCUGUAUCUCCUAUAAUUCCAUCCAAUCCCGCACCCAGAAGAUUGAAUGAUGAAGCUGUUUCUGUUGACAGCACUAGUGUACCUACAUCUGUGCACCAACCACAUGAAGAACGUGGGAGCUCUGCUUCACAGAAAGAGCUGGCAUCAUCUCGGCCCCAGUUAAACCAGGAAGCAGUGCCUGCAGUUGGCACCACCGGAUUUAUACAGACCAAGUCUGCUUUUAAUGUACAAAGCUCCAUGCACACAAACCCACCAGGUCCAGGACAGACCAGCAGUUCUAUGCAUGCCCAAAUUCCAGUGCAAACAGAUGGAUUUAUGUAUCCACAAAGCCCUGUGCACACAAGUACCCCAAUAAACACUAACUCUCAAUCUUCACAAACACACAGUCAGACUAGUGUGCCCAUAAAGAAUCCAUAUGGCCCAGACAAUAGUCUUGGGCAAAUAUGUUCUACACAGAGGCCAUCUUUGCAAACUGCAGAGGUCCAGAAUCAGUCUGCUCAACACAGCCCUGAUCGGGCACAUGAUACACAUGUCCGUGUACACAGUCCUUUGCACACAAAGUGCCCAACAGCACAACCAAUCAAGCUGCACACAGUAAGAUUUCAAAACCCUGAACACACAGAGAAUACAGCCGUACAAAUCCAGAAUAAUGUGCGCAGAUGUGAACAGGCUGAAAAGAAUGAAAAUACCAUGCAUGCACAAAGCUCAAAUGCACAGUCCCAUUCUCCUGUUUAUACACAGGGCUCACAUGUACAUCCUCAUUCUUCAGUGUAUGUGCAGAGCUCACCAUGCCACCCUCAUUCACCUCCACACAUACAAUGUCUACCUGUUCAGCAUAAUUCUCUUGGACACACACAAAGUCCUUCCACACAUUCUCAUUCACCUGGAUACACACAAGGUCCACCUGCACCCCAUCAUUCUUCUGGAUAUACACAAUGUCCACCUGGGCAUCUUCAUUCUACGGAGGAUAUGAGGAAUCCACCUGCCCAUCUUCAUUCUCCUGGGCAAACGCAAAUUCCACAAGUGCACACACCAAGCCCACCUUUAAACCCUCAUAAUCCUGGCCACGCACAGAGACCACCUUCACAUCCUCCUUCCCCUGGGCACUCCCAGAGCCCACCUGCCCAUAUUCAUUCUCUUGGGCAUGUUCAGAGCCAACCCACAUAUCUAGAUAGUUCUGGGAACAUGCAGAGCCCACCCCCACCUUUAAACAUCCAAUCUUCGGUGCACUUGCAGAAAGCACCUUCUCAACAGAUGUCAAUGCAGAGUAUAGCUACACACACACAGAGUCCUUCAGCACAAGCAAACGGCCCACAAGAGACACAGACAUCCAGUCCUUUGCAAAGCCCCGUGUGCAAAGAUAAUCCACAUGAGAAAAUUAACAGUACUGUACAUACACAGAAAGACAACACUACACAAACAAUGAUCACUGUGCACACUCAAAUGCCUUCUACACAACCACAUGUUUCUGUGCAAAAAGUAAGCCCUCAAGUGCAAAUUCAAAACACUGUGUGCAUUCAGAGUGCUUCCAUGCAAACCUUCAGAAAUGCUGGCAACCAAGGGCCACCUGUACAAAAUCAAAAGCCUGGAAAUACACAUCAUCCUCAAGCACCUAGUGCCACUGGAACAGAAAGAAGUCCCAAGGGCCAUAAACCAAUGACACAGUUUUGCCCAUUGGGGCUCAUCAGCAUGAACAAGUUGACAAGUUACCCAGGUCCACCGGCACCUGCGCCAAAUCCAGCUUCUCCAGCCAAAUUGUCUUUGCUAAACUUAGGAGAUGUACAAGUACUGACACUAUAUCUUAAUACUCUUAUUAUAAGCAGUAAGACACAUUUAAUAUCAUUUGGAUGGUUACUGGACAAUGUCUGGGGCUUGUUGAAUUUUUAUAAAUUUUUCCAUUUUUUGUCAUACAGGCCUGGGUUAUCACUGUCGUGUGUGGAUGUAUCGACCACCGUGCCAGGCAUAUCAUGUGCAUCAUCUACACCACAUGUCAGUAAAGUUGCGCCUCAACUACCCACUACUCCACGGACCAAGUCGUUGGAGGCUACCAGGGGACAAUUUUCAUUUGGUCCUAUAUUUACAUCUAAUGAAGGAAUUGUUCCUCCUACAGAGUUUGGGGGUUCCUAUCCCUCCCUGAUCACCCCUGCACCUAAUAACGGUCUUACACCACCAAAGAGGAGCCACACUGUUUCUCUGCCUAUGACUCAUGGAUCUUGUCACGGAGGGAGCACCCCAACCAGCCCUCCACUCACACCAGUGGGAAGUCAGUGUGAUCUGCUGCCUCCGUCCCCUACUCCUUCCUUCCCUAUCAGCACUGCUUAUUAUUCAGGAAGCCCUUGCCCCCAAAAAAUGCAGCAGCCACCAUGCCUGCCAGAAAAAAAUAAUCCAGCAAGUGGAGGGGCGAAAUCAGAAAGUGUAAGGCAACCUAAUGGUCACCUGGAAAGCAGAUCAUCCGCAUCUUCAGCAGACAUACAGCAAGAAACUCCUCUGAUGGCCGGUUUUGUACAAGAUUCCUCCAAGUUUUGGUAUAAACCAAACAUCUCCAGGGAACAAGCUAUUGCCCUUUUACGAUGUGCAGAACCAGGCUCCUUCCUCAUUCGGGACAGCAACUCUUUUCGUGGUGCUUACGGUUUGGCUCUGAAAGUAUUCAGCCCUCCUCCAAAUGUUGUGACACAACCAUGCAAAGAUCCAGCAGAGCAACUCGUCCGUCACUUUCUCAUUGAGACGGGGCCAAAAGGAGUGAAAAUCAAAGGCUCUCCUAUUGAACCCCACUUUGGAAGCUUGUCUGCACUUGUGUCCCAGCACUCAGUUACUCCUCUAUCACUACCAUGCAGACUACGGGUUCCCACUCGGGAUCUGGCUGAGCAGAAUUCAGAGAUUAUGGCCCCUACAAACAUGAGCACAGCAGCUGACUUACUGCGACAGGGGGCAGCCUGCAGUGUGCUGUAUCUGGGCUCUGUGGAUACAGAAUCAUUAACUGGUCCCCAGGCGAUUUCAAAAGCCUCCUCUGCUAUCCUGACUCCCCCCAGGUCAACUGCAACUAAUGUGCAUUUUAAAGUGUCUGAGCAAGGCAUCACUCUGACGGACAGCCAGCGCAAAUUGUUCUUUAGACGUCAUUAUCCUGUUUCCAGUGUAACAUUCUGUAGUGCUGACCCACAAGAUCGCAGGUGGACCAAUCCAGACAGAACAACAUCAAAGGUGUUUGGUUUUGUGGCUCGGAAAUCAGGAACCACAGCCGAGAACGUUUGCCACCUUUUUGCAGAACUGGACCCAGAACAACCCGCAUCAGCCAUUGUUAACUUUGUCACCAAAGUGAUGCUGGGCACACAAAGGAGAUAAAAUUAACACGAAAGGAGAGCAGUGGAGAAAUGGGAUACAAAGAGAACACGGGCAAAGGAAGUUGGAUGAUGGUUUUAGAAAAUGUGUUUAUUAAGAGCCCUGUGGAUGUUAUGAUGUAGUGGAGCAGUAUGUGACUCAAAAUUUUAUAGGAUAAUUAUUGAGGGUCUUUUAAAUGUGGAGCUAAAAUAGGCUUCUUCUAAGUGUCUGUUCUUCUUAGUAUUGUAAAAUGAAAUAAAUGGCUAUUGCUACAUGAGACCAUUCUCCAGACAUUCAUAAGUACAGUUAACACAUUUAGGCCAGCAAGGCGAUAUCAGACAUGGUAUAUUAAAACCGCUAUGUGCCUUUCUGUUACUUGAGAUCUAGUAGGACAUUAUUUAAGGAGAACUACCUGUUACGAUAGGAUAUAAGGGACUGUUAUUGUAUGUAAUUGUGGAUAUGGUCGAUAUCAACUCCAUCCGUUGUCACGUAGCACGUGUUGUCUACAGGACACCAGUAUAUGUGCACUUAUAACAAGACAUUAAACGCAACAUGUACCAUGUGAUUCCUGAUAAGGCUAUCCAAAUAAACCAAAAUUGCCAUAUGAUCAGUCCUUGAAUAAAUUCUCCUCUACAGGGUAGUGACUUUCUAAUUAGUAAGAUGGACCACUUGCCAAUAGAUUUCAGAAUGAAUUACCUUUUAUUUACAAAUAGAAAUGUAUGUAAUAUUUCUUCUUAAAGAGGGCGCUUAUCUGUCCUAAAUCAAGAGACGUGGAAGCUUUGCUUUGCUUUCCUGGGUGGCAGAAGAGACAUUCAACAUUGCUCAUAUUGUUCUAACAAUUCUUUUGCCCAUGGCGGACAAGUAUUCUAUAGUAGGAAUAGGAACAUCCUGUAACCUGCUACACUGCAUCGACACACGUUUUAAGAAACAAUGUAGACAUUUUAAACGGGCUAGAAAGGCACAAUUCCCUCGUUAGUGUUGGCGCUGAAUAAUAUGGGGCUUAAGCUCUAAACACUGAAUUAUUGCAAACUGAAAAUAAAAUAUCCAAGCGCUGACUAGUUGAGAUGGAGAUUUUCCAGAUCAGUGCUUAGUACCAAACUUUAGCUAUUCAGCUUUCAUUUCUUGGUCAUUGAAUAAACUCCCUUCUGCCUGCCCAUUCUCCUUUUCUAUAAAAUAAUUGCAUUAUAGAAAGUGCAUUGGUUGAAUGAAAGGCUAUCCUGCAUUAAUGUUAAGUUCCAUUAGUUGAAGGCUUUCCCUGUAGAAGAGAAACUUCUUAUUAUAGAAUUCUUAUUGGCUGCUCAAAGUAUUCAUGAAUUGAGGAGGAUGGAGAAACAUUCCAUUAGCCAAACCGUUCAUAUUUCCUGGCUAAAUAUUUCUCUAUGUUCUCCUUUCCUUUAAAACAGCUUCCUCUCAUAUUAAUCUUCAUGUACCUUUCACUCAGGUUCUGCUUUUCUGUGUUCUAAACUGUAUUUGUCAAUACUGACUUAGUGGGGUUUUUUUCUACGUGAAGUUAGGAAAACAAAUGGAGAUAAAUUGCACAUGAACUUUGGAUUUAAAAAUUUGAUGUUAGUCAUUCUUCUCCUCCACCCACCAGUUCUGAUUAGGUUUGUUAGGGAUAUAAAUAGUUCCCCAAGCAGGCUCAAGACAAUUUGUUCUCCAGUAAUAAGUUGUCAAGCAAUUUGUAAACUGAAAAUAUAUGCAAGAAAAAAAAGUCUCACGUGUCUAGCUAAAAUAAUCGCAUGUGAAUAAUUCAAUCCAUGCGCUGUAGAUUUAAAAAAAAAAAAGUCAUUUGUUGGACACAAAGUAAGGAUUUGUUUUGUAUCUAGAUAUUUCCCAUCUACAGUGGGACCCUCCCAGACGCCUUUCCUGAUUGGUGUUCUGUAUCCAGGGACAUAAGGAAACUGUCCCCAGCAAGCUUAAUGUGAAUGCAUAAUUAAACUUGAUCCCAAUGAGCUGAGGGCACUAGAAGCGCUGCAGAAUAAAAUGACGUUAUAUAAAUUACAAAAAUAAUAAAAUAACAAUGUAGAAGUCUGCACUGGGUGGCACAAAGUCAAACGCCUUGACACCCCACUUUUUCCAAAAUGGUGUUGCCCCUUUAGAGACCAGUGCUGUCAGUGGCACGCUCCCUUCGAGCUGACCUGUUCUUAUGGCAUACAACCUAGUGCAGGGGCCCUACCCAGCAGCACUCCGUGCUUCCUGUAACUCAAUUGAAGAAGCCAGAUUUUUCUUGGGAUAGGUAGAUCCAGCGCUGGGGUUAAACAGUCUGAGCAUACCCCCUACUGGUAAAGUGCCAGGGAUCUUGGGGCACCAUAGCAAUUUUUAACAACACUUUAAUGAAGUUAUGGUGUCCCUACAGCCUCUUUAAGUACUGCACCUACAUUCCUACUAUGUAGGCUCAUACCCAUUACAGCAUAAUAUAAAUGGUAAUGAGUAACAUCAGUCUGCUAUAUUGGCUUGUCAAAAAAAGGGAGAAGGCAUGCCGUAUAUCUCGUGGCAGGCAGAAGCAGUAAAUAUUCAUCAGGUUAAAUAGGAACUGUCUGGAGAUAAUCUGCUGUAAUAGUGUCCUCAUCAAAAGAACACAUUGGAAACUUUUAAAAUAGGCUAAAGUUU
This is a messenger RNA of Pelobates fuscus (common spadefoot toad), 8695 nucleotides long. RefSeq names its product tensin 2 (gene TNS2). Gene Ontology annotation, biological process: peptidyl-tyrosine dephosphorylation. Bases 41 to 6109 code for a protein of 2022 amino acids. Gene Ontology annotation, molecular function: protein binding; protein tyrosine phosphatase activity. Lineage: Eukaryota; Metazoa; Chordata; Amphibia; Anura; Pelobatidae. Gene Ontology annotation, cellular component: focal adhesion. The record is from RefSeq and is a predicted model, not a curated record. The transcript is spliced from 32 exons.